GAUCGAAAUAAUUCUAUUAUAUUUUUUUAUAUCGAUAUUGACUGAUCUCAAAAUCGGAUCUGACGAGCGGCAAGGACAACACUAUUUAUUUGUUUAUUUGUUAUGAAGAAUCUUUAAUGAAUUGAGAUUUUAUUAUUAUCGUCUCCGUAAUCGUCAUUUUACAAGUUAAAAAGCACUGAAUCAAACAAAAUGUGUUGCUGCUUAUAACGAUGUAAAAUAUCAUGUCGUUAUAAAUCAUAUAACCAUUUGCAUCCGUCGACGGGCCGGGCAGGUAAAUCAAUUAGGUCUCCAGGCACACCGGCAGUGCGCAUACUCGAAACUAUUUUUAGCCGGUUGCAAUAUUGAUUCGCGAUGAUACCCAGCGAAAUCUACGCAGAGGAUUUGAUGAGCACUGUGAUUCGGUACGGGCUGUAUAUCGGAGCUGCUUUCCAACUGGUGUGUCUUCUGGCUUGUGUUACCCUAACUGACGAACAAAGCGAGUCCCAUCCUUACGAAAAGGCAUAUACAGACAGUGAUGAAUGCAGUUCAGAACAAUCUUCGCCCGGGCAUCGCCCCUCAAUGCCUCGAGUUCUUGCCCGACGCCAUGAUAAAAAGAAGAGGCGUUAGCUGAGAUGGAGGUCCCUGCGGUGAUCUCUCACGACUACCAUCGCACGUGGUGGAUCUCGAACCGUUUUUCGAUGAGUGAUCACUAAUUAUUUGAACUCCCAACUGUACGUAUAAAAUUUCCUGUUACUUUUUUUUGGUCUUAUUGUCUUGGAAGAUAGAAAACUCGCUGCGCCAAGAGAUUACAAUCAUUACAGAACAAACUAAAUGGUACAAAGGAAGUCUUAUCAGCAGAUAUCUCAAGCAAUCACUUCUAGUCAACCUUAGGGUGAAAGGAAACCAAAUAGAAGAAAGAUUCAAAUUAAAAAAAUACACAAAUGGGUAUACCAGAUACAACUUUAUGAAGACAAGAAGGCUACUGUUGAAUAUGAUUCUAUGGCUUACCAUUUGUAGAAUGUGUCAGUUCUGGCCUAGUUCAGCAGUUUCUUCUGCUUAUUAUUUCAUUGUAUAAGACAAUGAAGAACAAGUAAAAAAAAAAUCUGUUUUGUUUUUUUUUUUUGUUCUUUUAUUAUCUGUUUAAAAUGCUGGAAACAAGAGAAUCUGGAAAAACAAGAAGAAUGAAAUCUGAAUUCUUCAUCUUGACAAAAGGGUUAUAAAUGAAGUUCUUAUGGAUGAAAAUUAAGUCAAAUUAAAAUGUACACGUCUGGUUCAUCUACUUCAAACAAAUGAGUACAAUAGGAACCCAGAAAAGUAUAGCAAAACCUGAAGUAUGCCAAGCAAUUUUAAUCAUUAAAUUUAUUUAGAUUGCUUAUUUUAUGAUUUAAAAUAAAUCAAGUACAGUUGGGUGUAAAUUUUCUGUUCAAUUUAUUCCCGGUCAUAGAGUGGCCACAUUUGAGACUGUACCUAAAUAAAUUUAGAUUUAUAUUGUUAGCUUUGGAUAUCCAAAUUUACCCGAAGCCCUAAGAAAUAUUUUUUUAACAUGACAAUACUUUUUUAUUUUUAACUGUACCUGUUAAUUUUAUAAUGUUUAUGAAUCAUGUAAUUUUAUUAUAAUUCAAUGGUAUAAUAGAUAUUGUAGUAAUUUUACUCAUAAGUGGCAAUCAUAGAUAUUAUACGAUAUGGAAUGGCGGAUAAUAGGGACGAAUAAUCAUUUGAUGGACGUGUAUACGAUAAAAAAACUCCACAACUCCUUAUCCGAUAAGAGUCAAUGAAAACUGAUGAUGAGUACAAAACAGAUAUUUAGUACCUUUUUUCAGUGGCGCAGCGGUAGUGGGCUUGUCUGUGACAUAGAAGUUCCCGGGUUCGAAUCCCAGCCAGGACAUUAUGAGAAACGCCCUUGCUCUGAUUGGCCUGCGUCUUGGAUGUAAAUCUUUAUAAUAAUUUAUUAUAAAAUAUAGUAUUGUUGAAGAACUAUCUCAUGACACAAGUUUCAAACUUACUUCAAGACUUACUCAAACUGUGUAAUCUGUCCAGUAUAUAUUUAUUUAUUUACCUAUUAAGGGAAUAGGUUCGAUUCUCCCUUAUUGACUCACCCAAUCCAGGAUCCAUGGUCGAAGGCAUAUCCCGGGCUUCUCUCCAGAGAUACUGAAUACUAAUUUGAAAUGUAUAAGGGGUAGAUAUAGCCAACAGUCUCAGUAAUACUGAAAACCCACUCAGCUGUGUACUAAAUAUCUGUUUUGGGGAUGGCAUUAUAGAAUUUGAUGUUUUAAUUAAUAUCUUUUCAAUGUAAUAGUCAUUAAAUGUUUAUCACGAUAUGCAUAUGGAUAAUCAAAAUAAAUAGUAGUUAUACAAUGUAUUUCAUGAUGUUAGAUUGAUUGUUUGUGGCUGCAAAAGGCUAUUUUGUUCUGUAUAUAGAUCAAGGAAAGGUUUAAAAUAAAACGUUGAUUGUGAAUCUUUGUUUUCAAUACUUGUCAAAUUUGAUAUGCUAAAAAUCGGUAAUUUAUUUAAAAAUCUGAAUGAUACCGCAUAAAAUGGAUUUCUCUAAAUUCUCAUGGGAAUAUAUUCAACUGUAUAACUACACCAAAUUAUUUUAAACAGUAACAAAAUGGUCUUUUGUUUAAAUUAAUAGCAUAAUCCAUAUAUACUACAUGUCUAGGUUUUUCCGAUAUUAUUAUAUGUAAUAACGUAUACAAUCAUUCCUAGUUAAACUAAGCAACUUUGUAGUAACUGGGUACGAUCGAGUAUGGUAUAGGAUAUAUUUUUUUUAAUUUGUGUUUUUUUUCAUCAAUUUUUCUACUUAGCUUAAUUUUUUAGGUCUAGACUAUUAUUGUA
Amyelois transitella is the source of this 2814-nucleotide messenger RNA. Its product is annotated as protein anon-73B1. The coding region runs from base 352 to 606 and encodes 84 amino acids. Gene Ontology annotation, cellular component: membrane. NCBI's taxonomy places the organism in Eukaryota, Metazoa, Arthropoda, Insecta, Lepidoptera, Pyralidae. The transcript is spliced from 2 exons. The record is from RefSeq and is a predicted model, not a curated record.